AUGCCUGGUGGGUUUGCGUGCGCCUGUGCUGCAUGGGCGGGGCCUGUGCUGCUGUGUGUUGGGUGUGCAGGCGGCUGGGCCUGGAGGGGAAAGGUGCGAAGGGCAAAGGGACGCAACAAGCGCAGCACCAGCAUGUUGCACGGGGUGCAAGCAGACGAGGGGGAAGGCUGCAGCCAUGAGCCGAGCCAAGCGCAGCAGAACAGAAAAGCGCGGGCCAAUGUCAUGGGACUCAUGGAGGACACCGACCAAUCACAGCGGCGAGAACGCGUGUUGGGGCACAGCGGCACAGCGACAGAAACAACGUGGGCAGUGGCCGCUGAACCGCAGAGCGUGGCGACCAACAGCGAACAGUGCCGCGACCAACAGCACAGCAGCAACAGUGACGGCGGCGGGACGCGCUGGGGCCAUGUUGCACAGAGAAUGCCGAUUGCGCAGAGAGCAAACAUGGGCAGCAAGCACAUGGGAGAUGCGAUACAGCUGGCAGCACCACAGGACAACGGCACAGCACAACCACAGCGCCGCAGCACAGCACGACCGCACGACAACACAGCAUGA
Molecule: messenger RNA, 555 nt
Organism: Polychytrium aggregatum
Lineage: Eukaryota; Fungi; Chytridiomycota; Chytridiomycetes; Polychytriales
Exons: 2
Coding region: 1-555 (184 amino acids)
Source: RefSeq, a predicted model, not a curated record